Molecule: messenger RNA, 1193 nt
Organism: Capsicum annuum
Lineage: Eukaryota; Viridiplantae; Streptophyta; Magnoliopsida; Solanales; Solanaceae
Product: protein IQ-DOMAIN 24
Exons: 4
Coding region: 165-1082 (305 amino acids)
Molecular function (GO): protein binding
Source: RefSeq, a predicted model, not a curated record
ACAUUACAUUUGACUUGCUCCAAACUUUUCACAAUUUUUCCUUCCUCUUUCCUUUGUUUCAUACUCACUUUAUUUUUCUUUUCAACUACUUUCUCUACUUCUCACUUUUUUUUUUCUUAUAAUAUAACAAAACAAAUGCUAUUUUUCUAAUCUCAUACAACAAUAUGGGCAAAGCAUCCAAAUGGUUCAAAGCACUUCUUGGCUUCAAGAAAAAUAAUGACUCUAUUCUUUCUUCUAAAAACAAAUGGAGUGAUGUUAAAUCCUAUAGAGAUACAGAUCACAACUAUUAUGAUGUGUCCAUGUUGGUUCAUCGUAAAAUCGACGUUGAAGUGGACCCCACAUAUUGCGUGGACGUCCACUCCAACGUCGUAUCGACUAGUAGUGUCCGUAUAGUGAAGAUAUGGAACGGUGAAGAACGGGCUGCUAUAGUGAUACAAUCAUAUUUUCGAGCUUAUCUGUCAAGAAGAGCGUUACGCGCAUUAAAGGGACUUGUGAAGCUUCAAGCUCUAGUACGCGGUCACAUCGUGAGGAAACAAACCGCGGAGAUGCUCAGGCGUAUGCAAGCGCUGAUAAGAGCUCAGUCGAGAGCUGUUGCAGGGCGAUCUCAUGUUUUUCAAUCCCCUCCUUUUACCGCGAAAUCUACUCAAUUUCUUCAUCAUGGCCCUAUAACCCCCGAUAACUUCGAGCAAAUUAUUCGUGCAAGGAAUAUGAAGAAUUAUCAAAUGUUUAUGCUCAAGGCAAAUGUCAAUGUCAAACAUAGAAAUUUAUUUCAUUCUUCUGAACUUAGCUAUGAUGAACUUCAAUCAACAGCAUCAUCGGGAUGCGCUCGAUCAAGAACAGUACCAUUUACGCCAACUAAGGGUACGCGAAGCUACAUGAGUAGUGAUCCGAAUUACAUGUAUUACACUGAGUCAUCUAAGGCAAAAGCGCGAUCGCUGAGUGCACCAAAACUAAGGGCUCAGAAUGAUAAGAGAUACUCAAGCAAAGGCGAUUGUUCGAGUUCUGGUAGAUUAGACAGGAUUGGAGUACCUGUUAGGGGCCAUUCGGAAGAAUUUAAUCGCGAUUUGUGUCACAUAUAUUGAGAUGAUUGAUCAAGUUUGAGUUUCGAAUUGUUUCAUCAUGCUAACACAUUUAUGUAUAAUGUAUGUAUCUUGCUUUGAAUGUUUAAUGCAUAAUGACUCAACUUAUGUGAA